GAGUACGUCUUGGUCAAGUUAGUUUAUUGGGACGAAACGUUUUGGUUAGUCAAAAGACACUAAAGCAGAAGUAGAAAACGUUUUAGUCAGUCUAAAACACUUGAGAAGAAGAAGAAGCAGAAAACAUUUUAGUCAGUCUAAAACACUUGAGGAGAAGAAGAAGUAGUAAACGUUUUAGUCUGUCUAAAACACUUGAGAAGAAGAAGUAGAUAACGUUUUAGUCAGUCUAAACACUAUAAGAGACGGUGUGUUAAGAAAAAAUCGUAGUUUUCAAGAAGUAGUGGUUAGUGUCCCAGAAGUGAAGAGAGCAUGUUUGCAAGCCUUUUUAGAAAUUCAGAUAUGAACUACAAGGAGGUCUGCUAUGACAUGAGUCACAAACACCGUGGCCACUGUCUGAUAUUUAACAACUACAAUUUCGAUUCACACACAGGAUUAGGAGAGAGGAAAGGUUCAGAGGUCAGUUGUCAACAGCUAGUGACAUUAUUUAGCAGAUUUGGCUUCAUAAUCAGCGUUAACAAAGAUUUGACAGUGAGAGAAGUGAAGGCAAUAUUAUACAAGUAUGCUCAUGAAAUUGACCACAGUGACUGUGAUGCACUAGUUGUAAUAUUCAUGAGUCACGGAGAGAGGAAAAUUUUAUAUGGUCGAGAUGGAGCCUUCAACGAGGACGUUCUUUUCAAGGAAUUCCUUGCAGGCUGUUGCCCAACUCUAGCUGGAAAACCCAAGUUAUUCUUCCUUGAUGUAUCUCGUGGCGAAGGCUUACAAAAUCCAGUAACUUUGCCCAAGGAGGAAGACGCAGAGUUUUGCGAGGAGGUUCCCGCUUAUAGAGGUGAUCCAAUAGAGGUUCAGUUGGUGCAAAAGGGAGAGAUCAUUGAGGAAGUCAUUCCUAAGGAGAUCGCCUGCCAUGCAGACUUUUUGAAGUGCUGGUCAACCCCCCUUGGUUAUUUUUCUUGGCGUAACACAUCCCAUGGGUCCUGGUUCAUGCAGUCACUCUAUCAUGUGUUCUCCAGAGCCACUGGGAAUGAGGAUAUCAUGGAUCUUUUGAUGAUGACCAACAUGAUGUUAAAUUCACAAUUCAUAAGUAAUUGUCCAGCCCAGCCAUUACUUCACGGGAAAAAACAGACAGCUUUUAUUGAGUCAACUCUUACAGCAAAAUUAUAUUUGACACCAUCUUCUAUUAACUAAACCCAAUGAAACCGUCCAUUAGGAUGGAUGAAGGAAGAGGGGGAGGUGUAUCCCAGGUGUCAGUGGGUGCUCACAAACACAGCAGCCUCCCUCGAACUGGCUCUUGAACAAAACCUGGAAAGUGUUCUAACUGUUCUUCUAAUGAUAAUUGCAAAAUUGCAUAUACAUAUAUAUAUAUAUAUAUAUAUAUAUAUAUAUAUAUAUAUAUAUAUAUACAGAUCAAGUAUAUUUAUAUGUCCAACACUUCUUAUUUUAAACAUCAUGCACACUUUAUAAAACCCAAUAUUCAGUGAGUUCUUUCAAAGAUAAUUGUUAAGGCUCACCACCACAUUAUACAGUUAGUGUAACUAACAUAACAUAAACCCAUUCAUUGCACAAUUUUGACAUUUUUAUAACGAAACUCCCAACAAUUGUGUUUCGUUUAGCCUCAAGCUAUGCCUGUAAGUUACAGUUCUCAGGCUUAAAGUACCUUGUUGUUUCAUAUUCCUAAGGCAUUUGUAGUUUGUCUUUCAAUUUCACUGAUAUGGUCAGGUUUUGUAAGAACGGGAAGAAUAUAUGUUUCUUACUUUUUGGUACAGGUAAUAUUUUACAUAUUUUAUAUGAAUGUAUGUUCAUACCUGUGAUGUAAAAAAUCAAAUUCUAAUAAAAGAUUAUUAAAUAAAAAAUA
Messenger RNA from Penaeus chinensis, 1849 nucleotides. Its product is annotated as caspase-1-like. The record is from RefSeq and is a predicted model, not a curated record. Gene Ontology annotation, cellular component: cytoplasm. NCBI's taxonomy places the organism in Eukaryota, Metazoa, Arthropoda, Malacostraca, Decapoda, Penaeidae. Bases 310 to 1182 code for a protein of 290 amino acids. The transcript has 8 exons. Gene Ontology annotation, biological process: apoptotic process; proteolysis.